Molecule: messenger RNA, 315 nt
Organism: Acomys russatus (golden spiny mouse)
Lineage: Eukaryota; Metazoa; Chordata; Mammalia; Rodentia; Muridae
Product: small ubiquitin-related modifier 1-like
Exons: 1
Coding region: 1-315 (104 amino acids)
Biological process (GO): protein sumoylation
Cellular component (GO): nucleus; PML body
Molecular function (GO): protein tag activity; ubiquitin-like protein ligase binding
Source: RefSeq, a predicted model, not a curated record
AUGUCUGGCCAAAAGCCAAACUCUUCAAGUUGGACCUUAAAGGAUAAGAAAGACGUUAUUGAAGUCAAAGUUAUUGGACAAGAUAGAAGUGAGUUACACGUCAAAGUGAAAAUGACAACCCAGCUCAGGAAACUCAAAGACUCAUACAACCAAAGACAGGGCUUCUCGGUGAAUUCCCUGAAGUUUCUCUUCGAAGGCCAGAGGAUUGCUGAUAACCACACUCCAAAAGAGCUAGGGAUGGAGGAGGAGGAUGUGAUUGAAGUUUACCGUGAACAAACCGGAGGCGGGCCUGAGGGAUGUCAUUCAACAGCUUAG